Molecule: messenger RNA, 1594 nt
Organism: Hydra vulgaris (swiftwater hydra)
Lineage: Eukaryota; Metazoa; Cnidaria; Hydrozoa; Anthoathecata; Hydridae
Product: 1-acylglycerol-3-phosphate O-acyltransferase ABHD5
Biological process (GO): phosphatidic acid biosynthetic process; lipid homeostasis
Cellular component (GO): mitochondrion
Molecular function (GO): carboxylic ester hydrolase activity; lysophosphatidic acid acyltransferase activity
Source: RefSeq, a predicted model, not a curated record
GCCAAAUUUAUGGUAAAAGUGUAAACAUUGCAUUUUAUCUAAAGGUUGUAUAAUAUAACGAAUGUAUUAAAUCACUUGAAGGUUCUAUAUGAAUAAUGGUACUGCAAGACAUUUUUGAGAUAUUAUAAACUUCAAUAAUAAAUAUCCUUGAAUUUUAUGAAGUUUCAAACUGUAUUGUUAUUCAGCAAAAGAUGAGUUUUUAAUUAAAAAGUUUAAUCAAUGGGUGAAAUGAAUGAAAGUAUUUGUCGAUGGAGUUGGAAACCAACAUCGAUUUCCAAAUUAGCACAAGCUGAGCAAAAAAUGUUGGAAAAUAUUCGUUCAAGUUUUAGGAGUUAUUUUGUCCCAAUUUCUAAUAAUCAAGAAAUUCGAACAGUUGAGAUGGAUUGUGAUUGUUCAGAAAAAUUACCGCUGGUAAUGAUUCACGGUUUUGGAGCAGGAAUUGGGUUUUGGACUUUAAAUCUUGAUGAGUUAUCAAAACAUCAAAAAGUUUAUGCUUUCGAUUUGCUCGGUUUCGGUCGUAGUUCUCGACCUUCUUUUCCUUCAGAUGGAGCAGAAGCAGAAAAUUUUUAUGUUCAGUCGAUUGAGGAAUGGCGAGAAAAAGUUAAUUUAAAAAAGUUUGUUUUGUUGGGUCAUAGUUUUGGUGCUUACUUGGCAUGCUCUUAUACUAUCAAAUAUCCAGAGCGAGUUGAACAUUUAAUUUUAGCUGAUCCCUGGGGAAUACCAGAAAAACCUCCUCCUGGAGAAGAAAACUUUAAAAUACCCAUUUGGGCAAAAGUAAUUGUUGCUUUGGUUAGCCCGUUUAAUCCUUUGGCUGCAGUUCGGGCAGCCGGACCGUGGGGUCCAUCCUUAGUAAGUAAAGCUCGCCCUGACUUAAAGAAAAAAUAUGAGUGUGUUUUUGGAAAAGACGAUGAUAGAGUGUUUGAUUAUAUAUAUCACUGCAAUGCACAGUUUCCUAGUGGUGAGAUGGCUUUUAAAUCUCUGAGUAUUCCUUAUGGAUGGGCUAAAUAUCCAAUGAUUCAUCGUAUAAAAGAAAUUAAUGCUAAUGUUUGCAUGACUAUUUUAUUUGGUUCACGAUCUUGGAUGGACACCACAUCAGGAUAUUCAAUAAAGUAUCUCCGUCAUCCAUCAGAAGUUAAUGUCAAAAUAAUAAAUGGUGCUGGUCAUCACAUUUUUGCGGACAGCCCUUUAGAAUUUAACAGGGCUGUUUUAGAUGCUUGCAAGAGAGCGAAUGGAGAAAUAUCAGUUCAGUCAAUCAAUUCUGAAAAUAUAUGAAAGAUUGUUGUUUCUUUUUUUUUUUUAAAUAGCGACACCUUAAAGUAGAACCUUUACAAACAAUUUUAGAGGUGGAGCAGGAAAAGAUUCAGUGAUUGAGAAGGAAAAAUUUCCAUUUUACAAAAAAUGAGUAGUAUUAAGAUUUGUUUUUUUAUAUAUUUUUUAAAUUGUAUAUAUUUAGUAUUAUAAAUUAUAAGUAUGUUUAUGUUUUAAUCAUAAAUUAUUCAUAUAAUUUGGUUUUAUAUGAUUGUAAAUAUUAGAAUUUAAAUAUUAUAAACUUGAAUAUUUUGGAAGCUUCAUACCUACAUAUUUAUCAGUAUGU